UUUUGGGCUGGAUUUGAUUUGGAGCUUUGAGCUCCACCCUGCAAUGCACUGCUCUGCUUCACUCUCGAUCUCCUCGCGCUCGAAGCUGCCAUCGCCAUGGACGAGUAGAAUCGUCGGGACAACUUGCUUGCUCGUCACCGUAGGGCCAUAGCUCGAUCUCCAUUGAUGAGGUAAUAGUUAUCCUCAAACCGCUGCAAUCUUCUCCCUUCCAAUCUCCACCGACAAUGAGCACCUGCCCGAUCUGAUCACUACGAGCUCCCCAAAUGCGUGGCCUGAACUUGAAGCGGAACCCCCGCCAAUGGCGGCUCUGGGACCUCCUGUCCGCCGCGCUUCUCGCCUUCGUCCUCGCCUUCUUCUUCGUCCUCGUCGCCUACUCUCCGCUCGGCAGCUCCCGCUCCUCCUCCUCCGCCAGCCGGCGCCAGGCCGUGAUAGUUGCCGUCCGGGAUCGCAGCAGCGUCAUCGCGGCGGUAGAAUCGGGCAAGCUGGCCCCGCGCCACAUAGAAAUCUGCCCUGCUGAUUACGUCGACUACAUGCCCUGCGAGGACCCCAAGCGCAGCAGUCAGCUUAGCAGGGAGAUGAAUUAUUACCGGGAGCGGCACUGUCCCCGGCCGGAGGAGACGCCGCUCUGCUUGAUUCCUCCGCCGAAGGGGUACAAGAUCCCAAUACUGUGGCCCGACAGCCUCAACAAGAUAUGGCAUAGCAACAUGCCACACAAUAAAAUUGCCGACAGGAAAGGUCAUCAAGGAUGGAUGAAAGUAGAAGGGCCUUACUUCAUAUUCCCAGGUGGUGGCACUAUGUUCCCUGAUGGUGCCGGACACUACAUCGGAAAACUUAAGAAGCAUGUUCCUCUAGCCGGUGGUGUCAUUAGGACUGCACUUGAUAUGGGAUGCGGGGUAGCUAGCUUCGGGGGAUCUCUGCUAGCAGAAGGCAUCUUAACAAUGUCAUUUGCUCCAAGAGAUUCACACAAGUCACAGAUACAAUUUGCUCUGGAAAGGGGAAUUCCAGCUUUCGUUGCCAUGCUUGGAACUCGCAGGCUUCCCUUCCCUGCCUUUGCUUUCGAUUUUGUACACUGCUCUAGAUGUUUGAUCCCGUUUACAGCCUACAAUGCAACAUAUUUCAUUGAGGUGGAUCGGUUGCUCCGCCCAGGAGGCUAUCUAAUCAUCUCUGGCCCUCCUGUUAAGUGGGCCAAACAGGAGAAAGAGUGGGCAGAUCUCCAGGCUGUGGCUAAAUCACUGUGCUAUGAGCUCGUUGUCGUAGAUGGAAAUACUGCUAUCUGGAAAAAGCGUACUGGAGAUUCAUGCCAUGAAAAUGGCCCUAAAUUGUGCGAUGAGUCUGAGGAUCCAAAUGUUGCAUGGUACUACAAAAUGAAGAGAUGUGUAAGCAGGACAACUUAUGUCAAGGGAGCAUAUGCUGUUGGAGAUAUCCCAAAAUGGCCAGAGAGGCUGACAAAAGCUCCUGAUAGAGCCGCAGUUGUGCAAGAUGGGAUUGAUGUUUUUGAGACUGAUAGAGAGCGGUGGGCAAGGAGGGUGGCUUAUUAUAAAAAUUCAUUGAAAUUGAAGUUGGGAACUGCUGCUAUACGCAAUGUCAUGGACGUAAAUGCAUUUUUUGGAGGUUUUGCGGCAGCACUCUCGGCUGAUCCUGUGUGGGUGAUGAACAUCGUUCCCUCUCACAUGCCAUCAACUCUAAGUGUAAUUUAUGAUAGAGGCCUAAUUGGAGUCUAUCAUGAUUGGUGUGAGCCUUUCUCGACGUAUCCUCGUACGUAUGACUUCAUUCACGUUGAUGGGAUUGAGUCCCUUGUAAAAGAUCAAGGUUUGAGAAAAACCAGAUGUAAUCUUGUGGAUCUGAUGGUGGAGAUGGACCGGAUUUUGCGACCCAAAGGUACAGUUCUUAUUCGAGACUCACUUGAAGUUAUAGAGAGAGUCGAUCGGAUAGCUCGUGCUGUGAGGUGGAAGACUGUAAUACACGAGAAUGAACCCGAGUCACACAGUGGCGGAAAGAUCCUCGUCGCAACAAAAGAGUUUUGGACACAUGGUCGUUGUAGAUGGGAUGAAUCUCGACCCGACUGAGAUGAACGGGAGGCGUGAAUGGACUGGGUCGGAGUCCAUUAUUUUGCUGUCAUCAUCAAUCUCUGUCAGAGGUCUGCACAGAUUGAAUGUCUCAUGCGCAUCUCAGACACAAUCGUAUGGGUCGACUGGACCCCGCAGGGGUGGCUCAUCACAUGUAAAAGCUCCUCCAAGGUCAGCCCAUGGACCCCAUCUGAGCCUCUCAGAGCCCACCAUGCCCCACUCCGGUUGACAGAGGGAGAUGUCCUUUCUUUUGGGAGAAGAAACGGAAAACGUCAAAUCAGAACUUCUAAAAUUUUGUUUGAUUUUCAAAUAAAAAA
Punica granatum (pomegranate) is the source of this 2383-nucleotide messenger RNA. The record is from RefSeq and is a predicted model, not a curated record. NCBI's taxonomy places the organism in Eukaryota, Viridiplantae, Streptophyta, Magnoliopsida, Myrtales, Lythraceae.